Messenger RNA from Grammomys surdaster, 686 nucleotides. Its product is annotated as proteasome subunit alpha type-4. The record is from RefSeq and is a predicted model, not a curated record. The transcript is spliced from 7 exons. The coding region runs from base 132 to 662 and encodes 176 amino acids. Gene Ontology annotation, biological process: ubiquitin-dependent protein catabolic process. NCBI's taxonomy places the organism in Eukaryota, Metazoa, Chordata, Mammalia, Rodentia, Muridae. Gene Ontology annotation, cellular component: proteasome core complex, alpha-subunit complex; nucleus; cytosol.
CUGCGCACGCGCGGGAGCCAUAUUCGCCGCGGAUGCUUGGCCACCCGUGUUGGUUCUUCUCUGGCUGAGUAAAGCGGCGCUGAUCUGCACCCUCACCGUCGUCCUCCGGAAUCACAUAAAGUUGAGAAGCCAUGUCUCGAAGAUAUGAUUCCAGGACCACAAUAUUUUCUCCAGAAGGUCGCUUAUACCAAGUGGAGUAUGCCAUGGAGGCUAUCGGACAUGCAGGCACCUGUUUGGGAAUUUUAGCCAACGAUGGAGUUUUACUUGCAGCAGAGAGGCGUAACAUCCACAAACUUCUUGAUGAAGUCUUUUUUUCUGAGAAAAUUUAUAAACUUAAUGAGGACAUGGCUUGCAGUGUGGCAGGCAUAACAUCUGAUGCUAACGUUCUGACUAAUGAACUAAGGCUCAUUGCUCAAAGGUACUUAUUACAGUAUCAGGAGCCAAUUCCCUGUGAGCAGUUGGUUACAGCACUGUGUGAUAUCAAACAGGCGUAUACACAGUUUGGAGGCAAACGUCCCUUUGGUGUGUCUUUGCUGUAUAUUGGCUGGGAUAAGCACUAUGGCUUCCAGCUCUAUCAGAGUGACCCGAGUGGGAACUACGGGGGAUGGAAAGCCACCUGCAUUGGAAACAACAGUGCUGUGAGUAAUUUCCUAACACUGUGAAAUGUAGGGAAAGGCUGAGAGGAC